Malassezia vespertilionis is the source of this 1257-nucleotide messenger RNA. RefSeq lists its product as uncharacterized. The record is from RefSeq and is a predicted model, not a curated record. Lineage: Eukaryota; Fungi; Basidiomycota; Malasseziomycetes; Malasseziales; Malasseziaceae. The transcript is spliced from 2 exons. The coding region runs from base 1 to 1257 and encodes 418 amino acids.
AUGAGCCAUGAGCUCAUGCUGCACCGCGCCGACAGGCACUUGCUAUACCCCCCCGGCGGCCUCGCCGAACUAAAAAAGCGCGAUCCAAUGCGAGUUGCCGAAGAGCGCGAACUUGCGGCACGAAAUCGGCGCGGAAUUAUGCGCGGCGCAGAUGGUCCUGCCGGUGCAACCAUUGUGGGCCUCAACAUUCAGCUGAACACGCCCGCGUUGAUCGAAGAGUGGAUCAAGCAGCGGCGAAAACGGUACCCAACGCCCGCUGUCGUCGCACAGAAAGAGGCGCAGCGCAGGAUCCGCGGCGCCAAAGACGCAGCUUCUUCUCAACCAGCCGCGCCCGACACACAUCCCGAUACCUCGAGCGACAUGGCGUCGUCCGACUCGGACAUGGAUCCCGAGCGCGACGCAGUAUCUUCCAAGAUCCCUGUGCCCGAGCGCCGAGAAACAGUGGAAGCAACACACAGUGCACAAAAGCGCACUGCACCGCAAGAGCCAGUCCGCCGCGUCGCACCCCGCGCUGCCCCGCGCAACCCAUUCGACCCCCCUGACCUGCUCCGCGCCUUGCUCGGCCACGAAAUCGAGCAGCACGUACAUGCACUCGCACAAGUACUUCAGUUUCUCCUGGACAACGACAUGCUUGCUCACGUCGAACGCGAAAUAGGCCAAGCAGAAGCACAGCAGGCGCGACGCACCAAGAUCGUGCCUCUGGCACCAAGUGCGCCGCCCGGCCGCUCGGAGAAGGAGACGCAUCCGUUUGUGCGCCCAUCGUCUCCAGCGCUGCGUGCGUUGGAUAGCCUGCACUACCCACCCGAGCCUGACCCGCUGAUCUACAUGGACCCUUUGCGCCGCUUGGAUCCUAAACCGCUGCGGCGUUUUGAGCUCGAGGCUAUCGCAAAGGACGCGACACUGCGCGAGAUUGUCCAGCCGGCGUCGCCCUUGCACCCGUACGGCGAGAAAAAUGAGGCACUUUUUUGUGCUUUGCAAACGUGGGAUGCACUGCCGACCGACCAGCAUCGGCAGUCUGCGCUGGAGCUCAUCCUCGGCGUGGGAAAGCAGAGUCCGGUAUUUGCACACGAGGCGUACACACCCGCAGCCCAGCGUCCCCUCUCUGCGCCGCAUGCGCGCCGCCACAUUGGCGAGACGGAGCUGUUUCGUCUGGGCCUGCGUGUGGGCGCCAAUGAAGUGCGCCUGAUCCAGCACUUGGCCGAAUGCGUGAGCGGCGCGAUAAAAAGUACAGAGUAUUGUUUGGCUAUUCCAAAAUAG